Populus euphratica (Euphrates poplar) is the source of this 2954-nucleotide messenger RNA. Its product is annotated as multiple C2 and transmembrane domain-containing protein 1-like. Bases 464 to 2854 code for a protein of 796 amino acids. The transcript is spliced from 2 exons. The record is from RefSeq and is a predicted model, not a curated record. NCBI's taxonomy places the organism in Eukaryota, Viridiplantae, Streptophyta, Magnoliopsida, Malpighiales, Salicaceae.
GUUGGUACAUGCUCUCAAGUUAAGCCUCAGCAGGAGGUUUAUAUAAACUUGGUUCUUGGUUUUAGCAGAUAGCUUUUAAAACCUAAACUCCUACUGCACUUGAGACUCCUUGUAAUCAGUGCUUCCUCAUCACCCUCAAAGAUUCCAAAUGCCUAAAAAGUCAUAACAUUCGGAGAACAGAUCAUUUGCUAAUCGCGGCUUUCUUGGGAGGGUAAGAGUUCCUGGCAGUGAUAUGAGUCAGAGAAAGGAGGUGAAGAUGAGCAACUCUGGCUGCCAAAAUUCUUAUUGCAUGUGAAGGCACUGAAACUACUCGAGCAACUAAAGAUACUUAAACUUCCACAAGUCUUGCGGACUGAGUUAAUUGGAGUCAAUCCUGUGCAUCAAUACACAAGCAGCAAGCUUUGCUGCUGCAGGAAGUUCUUAGGAAAAAACACUGGAAAAGGGCUCCCUUGAUUUUGCACCGAUGAAUCCAUUAGCUGCUCCUGACCACAAAGAUGACUUCAAAUUGAAGGACACAAAGCCUCAGCUUGGGGAACGUUGGCCUCAUGGAGGACCACGCGGUGGAGGUGGGUGGAUUAGCAGUGAAAGAGCAACAAGCACGUAUGAUCUUGUGGAGCAGAUGUUUUAUCUGUAUGUCCGAGUUGUGAAAGCCAAAGAUCUUCCCACAAACCCAGUAACUGGAAGCUGCGACCCCUACAUAGAAGUUAAGGUCGGGAAUUAUAAAGGAGAAACACGGCAUUUUGAGAAGAAGACCAACCCUGAAUGGAAACAGGUUUUUGCAUUCUCAAAGGAGAAAAUUCAGUCUUCGGUAGUUGAAGUACUACUAAGAGAUAGAGAGAAAGUGAAAAGAGAUGAUCACGUAGGAAAGGUGGUCUUUGACGUGCAUGAAGUGCCUACAAGGGUUCCACCAGACAGCCCCUUAGCCCCUCAAUGGUAUAGAUUAGAGGCUCUCCAUGGAGAUAACAAGGUGAAAGGAGAGGUGAUGCUUGCAGUUUGGAUGGGUACACAGGCUGAUGAAGCAUUUCCGGAGGCCUGGCACUCAGAUGCUGCUUCAGUUCAUAGGGAGGGUGUUCUCAAUAUCCGAUCAAAGGUUUAUGUUUCACCGAAACUUUGGUAUCUUAGGGUAAAUGUGAUUGAAGCUCAGGAUGUAGAACCGCUUGACCGAAGUCAGUUACCACAAGUUUUUGUGAAAGCUCAAGUUGGAAACCAGAUACUCAAAACUAAGCUAUGCCCAACCCGAACAACAAACCCUAUGUGGAAUGAAGAUCUGAUAUUUGUAGCAGCAGAGCCUUUUGAGGAGCAGUUGACACUUACUGUCGAAAAUAAAGCAAGUCCUGCAAAAGAUGAAGUUGUGGGGAGAGUAGAUUUGCCACUCCAAAUCUUUGAGAGGCGCCUGGAUUACCGGCCAGUUCACUCCAAGUGGUUCAACCUUGAAAGAUUUGGGUUCGGUGCUCUGGAGGGAGACAAGGGGCACGAACUCAAAUUUUCAGUUAGGCUUCAUCUCAGAGUUUGCCUUGAGGGUGCUUACCAUGUACUAGACGAAUCAACAAUGUAUAUAAGCGACCAACGACCAACAGCGCGGCAGCUCUGGAGGCAGCCUGUAGGAAUCCUGGAAGUCGGUAUCCUAAGUGCGCAAGGGCUUCUUCCAAUGAAAACGAAGGAAGGGAGAGGAACUACUGAUGCCUAUUGUGUAGCCAAGUAUGGGCUGAAGUGGGUACGGACCAGAACGAUCAUCGAAAACUUCAAUCCAAAGUGGAAUGAGCAGUAUACAUGGGAGGUGUAUGACCCUUCCACGGUGAUUACCUUGGGAGUUUUUGACAAUUGCCACUUGGGUGGGGGUGAAAAACCGUCGACUGGUGGUGGAGCUCGAAUUGACUCGAGAAUUGGAAAGGUAAGAAUUCGACUAUCUACCUUGGAAACAGAUCGAAUAUACACGAACUCCUAUCCACUUCUAGUCCUACAACCAUCUGGACUGAAAAAGAUGGGAGAACUCCAACUAGCAGUUCGAUUCACCUGUCUAUCACUAGCAAAUAUGAUUUACCUAUACGGGCACCCCUUGUUGCCGAAAAUGCAUUAUUUGCAUCCUUUUACUGUAAAUCAGCUAGACAGUUUGAGGUAUCAGGCCAUGAAUAUUGUAGCAGUUAGGCUUGGCAGAGCUGAGCCACCACUAAGGAAAGAGAUUGUGGAGUAUAUGCUGGAUGUGGAUUCUCACAUGUGGAGCAUGAGAAGAAGCAAAGCUAACUUCUUCCGUAUUGUGUCGCUUUUUUCUGGUGUGAUCUCAAUAAGCAAGUGGCUUGGUGAAGUGUGUAAAUGGAAGAACCCACUCACAACAGUCUUAGUUCAUGUUUUAUUUUUCAUAUUGGUCUGCUACCCGGAACUAAUUCUGCCUACUAUUUUUCUUUAUAUGUUCCUGAUCGGAAUAGGGAAUUACCGUCUCCGCCCAAGGCACCCCCCUCACAUGGAUACCAAACUUUCAUGGGCAGAAGCAGUUCAGCCAGAUGAACUGGAUGAAGAGUUUGACACUUUUCCCACAUCAAAGCAACAAGAUGUGGCGCGAAUGAGGUAUGACAGACUUAGGAGUGUUGCGGGAAGGAUCCAGACCGUGAUGGGAGACAUGGCCACACAAGGGGAACGUUUUCAGGCUCUGCUCAGCUGGAGAGACCCAAGAGCAACCAGCCUAUUCGUAAUUUUCUGCCUUAUUGCAGCUGUGGUGCUCUAUAUAACACCUUUUAAAAUAAUUACCUUGGUUACAGGCUUAUUCUGGCUGCGACAUCCUAGAUUUCGCAGCAAGCAACCAUCAGUUCCCAGCAAUUUCUUCAGGAGGUUGCCAUCUCGUGCUGAUAGCAUGCUCUGAACAAAAGGAAAAGACUCUGUAUCUUGUUCUGCUUUCAGUUUUUUGUUGUGUUGGUUGGAAAUGUUUCUUAAUUAAAAAAAAAUCUUUGGAUUUCCUGGUG